AUGGUCCUCGAUUCAGUUAAGAAUGUAUACAACCAGUGGUUUCCUCCAGCUCCAACAUUCACGGAGAAAGAUGUUCCUUCUCAGGAGGGUAAAGUCUUCAUCGUCUCAGAAGGAAACACAGGAAUUGGCUACGAAUUGAUAAAAAUGCUGUACGCCACCGGAGCAAAAGUUGACAUGGCAUCUCGGUCCAAGGUAAGAUCUUCCCAUGCAAACAUCACACUCCUCUUCAACCCCUCAAAAUCAACUAAAGAUUUCCAUCAGGAAAAAGCAGAAAAAGCAAUCCAAACUCUUACAUCAGAGACCCCAGCCCCAAUAAAUAAAGGAUCCAUCCACUUCCUCUACCUCGACCUCAACGACCUCCUCUCCGUCAAGAAAGCAGUCGAGAUCUUUUCCCAACAAGAGUCAAGACUCGAUAUACUGUGGAACAACGCUGGAUCAGGCGCACAUAUCAUCCCUUUCGGCGCAUGAACCGUCCAAAAUAUAGAAUCAGUAACAGGCACCAUCUGCAUCACAACACUCCUCUUCACAACUCUUCUCCUCCCCCAACUCCAGGCCGCCUCGCCAUCUCGUGUAGUCUGGACAUCGAGUUUCCUCGCCGAAAGCGCGAGUCCCAAGAACGAUAUUGACUUCACUUCCUUAGAGAAGGGAAUAGAAGACCGCACAAAGAACUACGCCGUGGCAAAGGCGGGAACCUGGAUGUUAGGACGUGAAUCUGCGCGACGGUAUGGAAGGGAGGGGAUUACGAGCGUGAUUCAAAAUCCUGGGAAUUUGAAGACGGGGGCGUAUGAUGCGAUCGGAUGGGUGGGUAUGUUAUUUAUCGGUCCACUGUUGGCGGAGGCGAGGUUUGGGGCUUACACGGAGUUGUUUGCGGGGUUUGGAAGUGUCGGGAAUGGAGAUUAUGUUAUUCCUUGGGGGAGGGUGAGAGGUGAUGGGGAGUGUCCGAGAAAGGAUUUGCUUAAUGCUAUGAAGCCGGUGGAGGAGGGGGGACUUGGUUAUGGAGAGAAGUUGCGAGAGUGGUGUGAGGAGAAGUGGAAGCCUUUUAUUUAG
This is a messenger RNA of Hymenoscyphus albidus, 1047 nucleotides long. The record is from the annotation of a GenBank genome assembly. NCBI's taxonomy places the organism in Eukaryota, Fungi, Ascomycota, Leotiomycetes, Helotiales, Helotiaceae.